Messenger RNA from Eimeria mitis, 840 nucleotides. RefSeq lists its product as uncharacterized. The coding region runs from base 1 to 840 and encodes 279 amino acids. The transcript is spliced from 5 exons. The record is from RefSeq and is a predicted model, not a curated record. Lineage: Eukaryota; Apicomplexa; Conoidasida; Eucoccidiorida; Eimeriidae.
AUGGAGCUUCUUGCUGCUGCUGCAGCAGGAGAUACUGCUGCUGCUGCUGCUGCUGCUGCAGUUGCUGCAGUAGAUGAGGUUCAUGUUAAUGAAGUGGCUGCUGCUGCUGCAGCAGCAGCAGCAGCAGCAGCAGCAACAGCAGCAGCAGCAGCAGCAGCAGCUGAUGCGGCUUUUGCUGUGACAGCUGCAUGCAUGCUGCAGCAGCAAGCAGCUGCAACAAGCAGCAACUGCAGCAGCAGCAGCAGCAGCAACAGCAGCAGCAAGCAGCUGCAACAAGCAGCAACUGCAGAAGCAGCAGCAGCAGCAAGCAGCUGCAACAAGCAGCAACUGCAGAAGCAGCAGCAGCAGCAGCAGCAGCAGCAGCAAGCAGCUGCAUGCAUACGUGCUGCAUGUUUGUGUAUUAACAAGAAGAUAGAAGCAGGUUAUUCAUCUCGUUUUCCUAGAGAGACCGCAGCAGCAGCAGCUGCUGCAGCAGCAGCUGCUAGCUGCAACAAGCAGCAACUGCAGAAGCAGCAGCAGCAGCAAGCAGCUGCAACAAGCAGCAACUGCAGCAGCAGCAGCAGCAGCAGCAGCAGCAAGCAGCUGCAUGCAUACGUGCUAGACCGCAGCAGCAGCUGCUGCAGCAGCAGCAGCAAGCAGCUGCAGCAGCAGCUGCAGCAGCUCCAGCAACAGACUGCAGCAGCAGCUGCUGCAGUAGCUGCAGCACUAGCAGCUGCAGCAGCAGCAGCAGCAGCAGCUCCAGCAAAGGCUGCAGCAGCUGCAGCAACGGCUGCAGCAGCUGCAGCAGCUGCAGCAGCAGCAGCAGCAUCUGCUGCUGCACCAGCAAGGUAUAAAACGUAA